CCCUUUUCGUUUUCGCAGAUUCCAAACGAUUAAUCAAAACAGGAGAAAGAGCAGAUCUUCAGUAAAAAAAGAAAAUAAUUAUAAAAAUGAGAAGAGAAAGAGAUAAUUUUUGUUUAUUUAAUUGCAUUUUUCUCCCACUAUCCAUAGUCUAAGACUAUAUAGAAGUCUAUAUAAUAAGAUCAUCUAGGGAAAAAACGAGAGUUUGACUUAAACAAAGCUCCGUCUCUGAUUUUUAUUUAUUUUUGGUUGUUUGGGUCAAAAAAGCUGUAAACUUUAGAUCUAUGAGACAAAACCCAUUUGAGCUCCGGCCUUAAUUUCGACCAAUCAUGGCUGAAUUCUUGGUUUGGGUGGCGGUGGUGGCGGCGAGUCUCUGCUUUCAUGGGGUUGAGAGUGUUGAAACGAAGCAGGAGGCUCCAUGGAGAAUCCACACGCUCUUCUCUGUGGAGUGCCAGAACUACUUUGACUGGCAAACAGUCGGGCUUGUUCACAGCUUCAAGAAGUCGGGUCAACCCGGCCCGAUUACCCGUCUCCUCAGCUGCACAGACCAGGAGAAGAAGAAGUACAGAGGAAUGGAUUUGGCUCCCACUUUUGAGGUCCCUUCUAUGAGCAAACACCCAAAAACUGGUGACUGGUACCCUGCAAUUAACAAACCAGCUGGAGUAGUUCACUGGCUAAAACAUAGUAAAGAUGCAGAAAAUGUUGAUUGGGUCGUGAUUUUGGAUGCUGACAUGAUCAUAAGAGGCCCAAUUAUACCAUGGGAAAUUGGUGCUGAGAAAGGCAGACCUGUUGCUGCAUAUUAUGGGUACUUGGUUGGUUGCGAUAAUGCUCUUGCUGGAAUGCACACUAAACACCCUGAACUCUGUGAUAAAGUUGGUGGGCUUCUAGCUAUGCAUAUCGAUGAUCUUCGGAAACUGGCACCCUUGUGGCUUUCGAAAACAGAAGAAGUGCGAGAAGACCGAGCACACUGGGGUAAAAAUUUUACUGGUGACAUUUAUGGGAAAGGAUGGAUCAGUGAGAUGUAUGGAUACUCUUUUGGUGCUGCAGAAGCAGGACUUCGACACAAGAUCAAUGAUCAUCUGAUGUUAUACCCAGGUUAUGUUCCACGAGAAGGCGUUGAGCCUAUUCUUCUUCAUUAUGGCUUGCCGAUUCAAGUGGGGAAUUGGUCUUUUAGCAAAUUAGAACACCACGAAGAUGAUAUAGUAUACAAAUGUGGGAAACUCUUCCCUGAACCUCCUUAUCCUAGAGAGAUAGAGCUAAUGGAACCUGAUCCGAACAAAAAGCGGGCUUUGUAUAUUAGCAUAGAAUGUAUUAACACUUUAAAUGACGGUCUUUUAGCACAACAUGCAGCAAAUGGCUGUUCUAAGCCGGGUUGGUCAAAGUACUUGAGUUUUCUAAAGAGCAAGAAAUUUGCUGAACUGACAAUGCCGAAACGUUUGUCUCCAGCGAGUUUGGAAUUUAUGGAGGAUAGACAAAAGCCGCAAGUCAAUGACGAUGCUGAGAAGCCACAUCCAAAAAUCCAUACUUUAUUCUCCACCGAAUGUACACCUUACUUCGAUUGGCAGACUGUAGGACUCAUGCAUAGUUUCCAGCUGAGCGGUCAGCCUGGAAAAAUUACGCGACUUCUUAGCUGUACGGAUGAAGAUUUGCAGAAAUAUAAGGGCAUUGAUCUAGCACCCACUCAUGUAGUCCCUUCCAUGAGUCGGCAUCCAUUGACGGGCGAUUGGUAUCCAGCAAUCAAUAAACCAGCUGCUGUACUUCACUGGCUUCAUCAUACUGAGAUUGAUGCAGAGUAUAUAGUAAUUCUUGAUGCUGAUAUGAUACUCAGAGGUCCAAUUACUCCAUGGGAAUUUAAUGCAGGACGUGGGCGCCCAGUUUCAACUCCCUACGAAUAUCUUAUUGGCUGUGACAAUGAGCUCGCACAACUCCAUACUAGCCAUCCCGAGGCCUGUGAUAAGGUUGGGGGUGUAAUCAUCAUGCACAUAGAUGACCUCCGAAGAUUCGCUUUACUGUGGUUGCAUAAAACUGAAGAAGUACGCGCCGAUAGAAGUCAUUAUGGUACGAAUUUCACUGGCGAUAUAUAUUCAUCCGGGUGGAUAAGUGAGAUGUAUGGCUACUCAUUUGGAGCUGCAGAGUUGGGUUUACGGCAUCAAAUUAGUGGCGAGAUCAUGAUAUACCCAGGGUAUGUUCCUCAACCUGAUGUCCAUUACAGAGUUUUCCACUAUGGAUUGGAGUUUCAUGUUGGUAAUUGGAGCUUUGACAAGGCAAAUUGGAGGGAAACUGAUGUGGUCAACAAAUGCUGGGGCAAGUUUCCAGAUCCACCCGAACCUACAACACUUGACAAGAUUGACGACGGAUUAUUUCAGAGGGAUUUGCUUAGCAUAGAAUGUAUCAAGACUAUCAACGAUGGGUUGCGCCUGCACCAUGAACGAAGAAAAUGCCAGGAUCCCAGUUUAUUGUCUGCCCCAAAAUUGGACACUCCCAGGGAAAUUGCAUACUCAAGGAAAUUCGGUCAUGUUGAUGAAACUCAUGCUGUGAAAAGCAACAACAAUUCAGAAUCAAUUCAUUCUAAGAAAUUGUCAGAGCCUGCCGAGAAUGAUGGUAGCAAGUUUCGCUCCAUGCGGUUCUGGAUAAUUGUUUUGUGGGCAUUUUCUGGUUUGGGUUUUGUGGUGGUUAUGUUGUUCUUGUGCUCAAUUCGUAAAGGAAAAGGCACACGAACGAAACACCAUAGAAGCAAGAGAAGGACAUCUUAUUCAUCGAUGGAUUGAUCGGUCAAGAUUGGCGUAUUCAUAAUUCUGAUGCUGCUGCUGCAUAAUGUUCAUCCAUGGAGCGCGAAAAUUGAGAACUUCAUGGAAAGAAAGAUUAUGCUGCCAAUUGUACUUGAAGUAUUUCAGAGCCAAAUGUUAUUGGUGACCAUACAGAGUUUCACUGCAAAGAGUUAAAGGCCUAUUCCUUGAUAACAUUGUGAUCUUUCUUCUUGUGAAUUCACUGGUAAGAGUUUCAUAAAUAAACUUUUUGUCAUUUUUCUUCUAAUUAUACCUUUUUUUAGAGGCUUACUUUAUGUAUAUCUAACAGGAUUUGUCCUGGAAAAAUAAUUUUUUUUAACAGUUAUAUCAAGGAUGUUGUUGUUUUAGUUAAACAAACAGUUUUGCUACA
Messenger RNA from Humulus lupulus (European hop), 3153 nucleotides. Its product is annotated as peptidyl serine alpha-galactosyltransferase. The record is from RefSeq and is a predicted model, not a curated record. The transcript has 8 exons. Lineage: Eukaryota; Viridiplantae; Streptophyta; Magnoliopsida; Rosales; Cannabaceae. Gene Ontology annotation, molecular function: glycosyltransferase activity. Bases 327 to 2765 code for a protein of 812 amino acids.